UGUGGUUUUGGGGGGAAAAUGACAGAAAUGGUAGAAUUUUGUAUCUUUUCAGCUCGUUUCUCUAUUUUGGUAAAUGGCUAUACGGUGGGUUUCUUCAACUCCUUUCAUGGCUUGAGACAGGGAGAUAUGCUUUCUCCUCUUCUUUUCCUUUUUGUCAUGGAAGCUCUCAGCAAGAUGAUUGAGGGUCUGGUGGAUGGUGGGUUACUCCAUGGUUUCUCGAUGUGGAAUGGCAAUCUCCACAUUUCUCACUUGUUAUUUGCUGAUGACACACUUAUAUUUUGUGGUGCACACCUUGGACAACUCCAAGACUUGAGGGUGCUACUCUUUUGCUUUGUUGUUAUGUCAGGUUUGAGCAUCAACCUUGCAAAGUCGGAAAUAGUGCCAGUGGGGGCUGCCCCUGAUGUGGAGAUUUUAGCUACUACCCUGGGAUUCGAAAGGGUGGAAUGCAGAUUGGCUGCUUGGAAGAGGCUAUACUUGUCGAAAGGUGGUAGGUUAAUUUUUAUUAAAAGCACUCUUUCUAACUUACCCACCUAUUUUUUGUCUUUAUUCCCGCUUCCCAUAAAGGUGGCUAAUCGCACUGAGAAGCUACAAAGGGAUUUCUUAUGGAGUGGAUUGGGGGAAGAGUUUAAAUUCCACCUGGUUAACUGGUCAACAAUUUGUAUCUCAAUUUCUUGGGGAGGGUUGGGGAUUCACCACUUGAUGAAAUUCAAUCAAACUCUUUUGGGUAAGUGGUUGUGGAGGUACCAAAAUGAAAGGGAAUCUUUAUGGAAGUCCGUUAUAGAUUCUCAAUUUAGGAAAAUUUGGGGAGGAUGGUGCUCGAAUGAGGUACGAGGCACUCAUGGAGUGGGUUUGUGGAAAAACAUUAGGAGCCUUUGGGGGACCUUCUGGGGUCAUGAACAUUUUGUUGUAGGCGAUGGAUUGCGUGUCUGUUUUUGGCUUGAUAUAUGGUGUGGUAACCAUUGUCUACGAGAUACCUUCCCUACCAUAUUUGUGCUUGCUAGAGUAAAGGAGGCAUCAAUUGCCGACCUUUUGGUCUUUUCAAAUGGCACCCCUUAAUGGAAU
Juglans regia (Persian walnut) is the source of this 1062-nucleotide messenger RNA. RefSeq lists its product as uncharacterized. The coding region runs from base 19 to 1056 and encodes 345 amino acids. NCBI's taxonomy places the organism in Eukaryota, Viridiplantae, Streptophyta, Magnoliopsida, Fagales, Juglandaceae. The transcript is spliced from 2 exons. The record is from RefSeq and is a predicted model, not a curated record.